AAUGUUGAAGCAUGGGAAACUGGCCAUAUCUUACAAUUAGAUAAUAAACAAUUUAUAGUUCAAGUUAAUCCACCUCGUAUUGUUUCAUUGCAAUUUCCUGAUACCGACGUAUUUGUUGGCUUUACAAUUGCUCCCAAUGUAAAGAUGGAAUUUAGCAGUGUCCAACAAUCUCAUUAUGAAUGGUUUUCUAGUAGGCAAAAAAAUGGUAAACAAUCAUGGGAGAAAGUCGGUGAUAAUAUCCAUUAUAAAAUACAACCUAGUGAUUUCGGCCAACGAUUAAAAUUACGUUGUACACCUCGGCACGAGGACAAUUAUGGUGAUGCUGUUACUAUUCAAUCCAAUAUACCUGUUAGUUAUGGCCCUAUUCGAUGCUUAUCUCGCCAACGAUAUCAAUUUACUCAAUCAAAAUUAGAUGUUGUUGGUGAUCUUAGGAUCGUCUCUUAUAACAUCCUAUCGAGUGGAUAUAGUAAUGAUGUAUUUCGCUAUUGCAAUCCAAGAUAUCUUCGAUAUUCCUAUCGAUUGCCCUUAAUAAUAGAUGAAUUAGUAGGGUAUAAUGCCGAUAUAAUUUGCCUUCAAGAAUGCGACAAAGAAUUAUUACAAAAUGUCAUACUGCCUGCAAUGCGUACUCAUGGUUACUCUGGGAAUCAUAUCUUUAAAAAGGCAGAGGUUAAAGAAGGCCUUGCGUUAUUGUAUAAUAGAUCAAAAUUUCAAUUAUUAUCAUUGCAUACCUUUGCCUUACGAGAUUUAUUACUUAAGGAUGAAAGCCUAGGUCACCUAGCUAAACAAAUCAAGAAGCAUCCACAAUUAAAGAGAAAAUGCGUUAAUUUACCCAAUGUAGCUAUGGCAUGUGUUUUUCGAUGGCGAGAAGCACCUAAUAAAUUAUUUUGUAUUGGCAAUACACAUCUGUAUGCCAAUCCUAUGCUACCGGAAGUACGCUUAGUCCAAGCAUCUGUUGUAUUACACCAGCUGAAUUUAAUUCGCAAUAAAUUUACAGAUGUUCUUCCCAUUCUAUUAUGUGGCGAUUUCAAUAGUAUUCCUAAUUCUAAUGUUUAUCAGUUACUUACUACUCAUCAAAAGCAUCAAAAGCAUUUCUUCCCAACAACCGCAGAUCGAUGGAAGCCAAUCGAUUUAGUACUUGAUAACGCCUUUGAUUUCUAUAGUUUAUGUGGUAUACCUCAGUUCACAAAUUAUGUUCAGGAUUUUGUAGGAACUCUUGAUUAUAUAUUUGGUGAAAAAGAAUACGUAGAUGUUAAGCAAGUUGUCCCAUUCCCAACUGAAGAUGAAAUCAAAAGAGAUAAGGCCUUGCCAUCACCCAACGCUCCAUCUGACCACUUGGCUUUAGUUUGUGAUGUU
Trichoplax adhaerens is the source of this 1353-nucleotide messenger RNA. RefSeq lists its product as uncharacterized. Lineage: Eukaryota; Metazoa; Placozoa; Uniplacotomia; Trichoplacea; Trichoplacidae. Gene Ontology annotation, biological process: nuclear-transcribed mRNA catabolic process, deadenylation-dependent decay. The transcript is spliced from 3 exons. The annotation marks the transcript as partial. Gene Ontology annotation, cellular component: mitochondrion. The record is from RefSeq and is a predicted model, not a curated record. Gene Ontology annotation, molecular function: 3'-5'-RNA exonuclease activity.